AUGCCUUUAUUUGGACUUGGUACUUCUCAUCAGGGAGGAUAUUCUCAUGAGGCAGUUGUGUAUGCACUCACACAGUGUGGGGUGCGUCACAUUGACACAGCAGAGCGCUAUGGCUGUGAGGAACAACUGGGAAGAGCUAUUAAAGAGAGUAUGGUGUCUCGAGAAGACCUGUGGAUCACUAAUAAACUAUGGCCAGAUAACUAUGGCUUCAGCACAGCAAAGAAAGCCUGCCUCAGAUCAUGCUCAAUAAUGGGCCUGGAGUAUUUUGAUUUGUAUCUGAUGCACUGGCCAGGGAACUUUGAAAGCCGUGUCUCUAACAGGGAGGCGAGAGCUGAGACGUGGCGGGCGUUAGAAGAGCUUUACAAAGAAGGAAUUUGCAAAGCCAUUGGAGUGAGCAACUUCUUGGUCCAUCACUUGGAACAGCUAAAAGAGGACUCCAGUGGCGUGAUACCGCACGUCAAUCAGAUGGAGUAUCACCCGUACCAGCAGUCAUCCACAGUCAUGGAGUACUGUCAAAAGGAGGGCAUUGUGUUUGAGGGGUACUGUCCUCUGGCUAAGGGUCAGCUCCUCGACGAGCCCAAGGUGCUCCACAUGGCAGAAAAGCACAGGCGCACUCCUGCACAGAUCUGCAUCCGCUGGAGCCUCCAGAAUGGAGUCGUUACAAUACCAAAAUCAACCAAAAUUCAAAGAGUUCGAGAAAACUGCCAAGUUUUUGACUUUCAACUGGACAAAACAGACAUGGAAGCAUUAAGCAAAAUGCAUGAUGGAAGACAUGUGACAUGGGAUCCAUCGAAUAUUCAGUGA
Molecule: messenger RNA, 804 nt
Organism: Knipowitschia caucasica
Lineage: Eukaryota; Metazoa; Chordata; Actinopteri; Gobiiformes; Gobiidae
Source: the annotation of a GenBank genome assembly